UCAAAUCAACAAAAAUAAAUUUUGUUGUUUUCUGACACAUAAAUAAAGACUUCGUUAUCUAAUAUAGUAUGUUGAUGAAUACAAUCUUAUAGUUUUUAUAAUAAAAUGUCUUCUGGCAGUGAUCAAGAAGAAUUCUUUGAUGCUGCUGAUGAAACCCCAUCUCCGCCUAUUCUCUCUGGCGUGGCUCCAAAGGUUGUCACUAUUUCAGAUUUAGAAGAAGAAGAAAGGCGACUUUUACAGUUAAAAAGGCGAGCAGAAGAAAGAAGAAGGAAGGAAGAUGAAGAACUUGACAGGCGACUUAUGCAGCUUCAACAACAGAAGAAGUCUGAAGGCAGUUCUAGGGAGCAAGAAUUUCACCAGUCUGAGCAUGAAGGCAGGAUGAAGAAACUUGAAGAGAUGCGACAAUCCAUCGGCGCAGAGCACUCCUUCUUCUCAUCCUCCAUAGAUUCCUCCUUAGAGAAUGACUCGCCUAACACCUCCACUGACAUUCCAGACCUCUUUGCCUUAUCCAGCGUGCGUUCUGUCACUGCACCCAAGUCCAGAACCAUCGAGAAGAUGGAGAACAACGGCACCCCGAGCAACGCCCACCGGCAGCAUGCCAAGAAGAGAUCGGGUUCUUGGGGAGACUUGCCCAAAAAUGACACGGAGCUAAAAAUAGCUGGGGGCGGAGAAGGAAUCAAUUUCUCUUCCCCAGAUCCAGGCAAUUCUACCAGCAGACAGUCUAGUCAACUGUUGCCUGAGGUCAGAACAGACUCAGAUGUUCCUUGUGGGGCUUUAGAUGUCUCUGUUAAUUCUGAGACUUCUAGACUGAGUGGUUCAAGUAGAGAAGAGAAGUUGAAUGAUAUGGAUCAAAAUAUGGAGAGGUUUCUGCCUGACAAAGAGAAGCAAAACAAAAGUCUGACCUUGUUAAUCAGUGGCAGUAAAGGUAGAGGUGACCUCAAAACAGACAAUGUUGUUGACACCAUCCUCCAGCAGACACAUGUCGAGCAGGACUGCGAGCCAGAUAUUGUUAAAAGCACCAAGUCCAGGACUCCACCCCAGCCAAUGAAAGCGCCUGUGGCACCACCUAGAAAGAAGAAGCCCAAGUGCCAGGCACAAGCACAAUCACAAGGAACAGAUAGCCUAGAGGCGUCUGGAUUUGGAUCACAAGAGUUAACUCCCCCAAUGUUCCUUAGAGGCGAGCCACCAUCACCAAAAUUAAGCAGAAAAGGGAAAGAUAAUGCAUUGGAUGUCAAAAGUUUUUUGGGAGGCAACAAACAUAUUUAUGCCAGUGAUACAGAACAAUUAGGCUCUAGCACAAGCCACCUUCAAGAUAUCAACAUUCCAUCUGGUACUUCAUGCAGUGGGAGCAGCAGCCCUUAUUAUGUCUCAAUCAGUGGCAACAGCAGCCCUAACUAUGCCACAGCAAACAUUGGAUCUGCCGAAACCCUUGACAGUAACCUGGACUCUUUGUCAGUCCAGAUUCAGCAUUGGCAAAGUUUGGGUGACUGUGGCCGUGAAGCUAGUCCUAAUCGUCGACCUAGGUCCCAGUCUGGAAGGCCUUUGUCUGAUGAGGAGAUAUUGGAACUGGUUACCUUGAAAAAUCUGGACACUGGUGAAACCAUUCCACUAAGUGUAGCAGAAGACAAGCUGCCAAAGUGUGUUAACCCUCUUGCUUUGCACAUUAUGAAGAGAACCAAAGAAUACAGCAGUGACACAAGUCUCCACGUGGAUGGUAUCAGUGAUGAGUCUGAUUCCAGAUCAGAAAAAAGUGCUGCCUCCUCCAGUAACACAGUCCGGAGGAAAGGAAUGAAGAUGAAAAAGUUCUUUGGUAAAACAGUGAGCAGAGUGAAGUCUAUGGCAGAUUCUGCUUUACAUAGUGACCCACCAGUUGAAGAAGAAGUCUCAGUAGAUGGCAAAGUUUUUAAGAUCAAAUCAUCCAGCAAAAAUAAAGGGCCCUAUGAUUUCUCUCAACCCAGCUUACUACAAGAACUCAGUGGGGAUCACUCUGGUGCUAUCUGGACCAUGAAGUUCUCUCCCUGUGGGAAACUUUUAGCCACCGGAGGACAAGACAGUAUCCUCAGAAUAUGGGUUUUAAAAUCAACUUAUAGUUAUUUUGAAGACUUCAGACAGAAAUAUGCUGACAUGAGGCUGUCUCCUGCAGUGUCUCAUGACAGUUUGAACUCUGCCUCCUCGUCAGACUUAUUAGCAGCAGCCAAUGAUCCUCUGAAAGAGUUAAACCAGCAGUCAGAUGAUGAUGAAAUCAAUGCGCCUUUCAGGAAAACUCCAUUUUGUGUUUACAAAGGACACACCGCUGACCUCUUAGAUUUAUCUUGGUCAAAGAAUUACUUUAUCCUGUCAUCCUCCAUGGAUAAAACAGUCAGACUGUGGCAUAUAUCACGAAGAGAGUGUCUGUGUACGUUCCAACACAUUGACUUUGUUACAGCUAUUGUCUUUCAUCCAAAGGAUGACCGCUACUUUCUAAGUGGAUCACUGGAUGGCAAGUUGAGGCUGUGGAACAUUCCAGACAAGAAGGUCACUCUUUGGAAUGAGCUUUCUGGAAGCUCCAACCUUAUAACCACUGCAAACUUCUGCUACAACGGAAGAUUGGCUGUUGUUGGUACUUAUGAUGGCAAGUGCAUUUUCUACACUACAGAGCAACUCAAGUACUACACCAUGGUCAAUGUCAGGUCUUCUAGGGGGAAGAAUUCUAAAGGGAGAAAAAUCACAGGCAUUGAGACCAUGCCUGGAGAGGAGAAGAUAUUGAUCACCUCCAAUGACUCGAGGAUUCGUCUUUACAAUCUCAGAGACUUGACAUUAUCCUGCAAGUAUAAAGGAAGCAUGAACAACAGUAGUCAAAUCAGAGCCAGUUUUAGCCCAACUGGCAAGUAUGUUGUGUGUGGCUCUGAAGAUCAUUUCCUGUAUGUCUGGAAAACAAACCAUGAGUUUAUCAAGUUCACUUCUGCUAGAAGAGAUAGAAAUGAUUAUUGGGAGGCUAUGAAAGUUCAUAAUGCAGUAGUGACAGCAGCCAUCUUUGCACCAAAUCCUUCCUUUAUUUUUCGGAUGGCAGAACAACAAAAUCUGGAGCAGAAAGGCCAGCCUAUGUCUGUCGAGGAUGACACAGAAGAGCGUGAGAUAAUUGUGUCAGCAGACUUCACUGGGGUCAUUAAGGUCAUCACAAACAGGCCUAAUAGUCGGAGCAUGUUCUUUUGAUCUCACCAAGAAGAAAAUAAAUAGAAAAAUAUGAACCAAAAACGAAUUUGCCGCAUUGGCCAUGUUACAAUGAAAUCGUUGAACUUGCCAUGUUAUAAUUUACUAUUGUAAAUAUUGUGUACAAAGCAUACUUUGUAUCUAACUUUUCAAUUUUAGGCUAAUACAAGAAGCAAUAUAACAGUACAGAAUCAUUAGAGUCUUCAGUUUAAUGUAUAUUCUCAUAUGUUUGCUACAAUACUUGGAUUUUUUUAACUUUUAGAAUAAUCUUUAAAAUUAUCAUUGUUAUAGCCCUUUAUAGCUACAAAAUUUAUAUCCUUGACCACGCCCCAAAUGGUUACCACAAAUCAUUUGAUGAAGUUCUCAUGAAUUUCUUUAAAUGUGUCUUACACUGUCUACAUCAGCUUUUAUAGUUUCAAUUUAGCCUAAAAAUGUCCUUUUUCAUUUUGAUAUUUUGUUUUGGAGUCAAUGAGCUCAGUGGCAGCAAAUUCAGAAAUAUUUUACAAGUGGAGCCAAUACUUUUGUAAAGCAAUGUGUUGCUUUUUUUUUUAUAUUUACAUUUAUUAAUAAGAGCUCUUAAUGCUAAGCUGUAUUCAAUCAUACAAGUUAUGCAAGAAAAUUUAAUGACGAUCAUUGUUUGAAGGUUAUUUUUUUAAAGGAUACAUUUUUAAAAUUAGAAUGAAAUACACUUCAGUUGUACAACAUCUGUAUAAGUUGGCUGGAGUAUGUCUAGAUUAUCUGGGGUACAAGUCUGGUCUCUAUUUGAAGUUGCGUCUCUGUGGUGAAAGUCUGGUCUCUAGUUGCAGUACUAGCUGGUCUCUAUCUGGGGUACAAGUCUGGUAUUUAUCUGUGAUACAAGUCAGGUAUCUAUCUGGGGUACAAGUCUGGUUUCUAGAGUACUACCAUUGAUUCUAUUAAAAUAAAUUGGUUCACCCAUCUAAAGAUUAGAAUUAAAUCUGAUUGAAUGCCUGCAUUUGUUUCUCCCUGGUUUCAAAUAAGUUCCAUUUAAUCAAGAGAGGUUUUCUUAAAGGCAUAUUGUGAAAGAUUAGAUCAAUGACACAGCACACUUUUGUAAGAUCAGUUAUAAACCAGACUGCUUUGUGGCCUGCAGUAGAAUCAGUUCAUCAUCUCACAACCUUGCCCUUUAGAGCUUGGUGGACCCAGGAACAUCUGCAAAUCAUAGGUACAAGUCCAGUACCUUGAAAACUUUUGACCCUGCAGCAAAGCCUGUUUAGCCAUAAUGCUGCAUUGAUAAAUUAAUAGUUGUUCAUAUGUUUGUAUUUUUGUCAAAGUAGGUAGAUUUUCAACUUUAAAUUAUCUAUAUUUGUUUUUGUUUUUUUAGUAGGUAUUUAUAUAUGUUACCACUUGCUAGUUGUGAAUAGAUUUUAGCUAUAUAUCUGUAUAAUUACAUUGAGUGCCUGAAACAUAUUGUAGAUUUCUUGUAUUACGCAAUUGAUAAUGUACAAUGAACUUUAACCUUCAUGUUCCCUGAUGAUAUGGAUAUGGUCAGUUUUGGGAAAUAGUGGCUUCUGUAUAAUAUUUUGUAUUGAGAGGUACAUUAUGCAUGUUCUACUAUGUUUUUUUUAACGAGGUAACCAAAAAAUCCUACAAUUAACAAAUUUUCAGUUGCUAAAAAUUUUUUUUUUAUUUCAGAUGGGAGAGAGAUUUUAUGAAAGCAUGUUUUUUGUGAAUAUUAUCUUCUGUUUAGAUGUUCAUUCCUCUACACUGAUGUCAGGAUGCUGUUUUUUAUUUGUUUUUACUUGUGAAAUGGUUGACCACAAGCCUUCUCUCUUUCAGCAUACAAAUGUUUAUCUAGACCUACUUCAUAAACAUAACUUAGACAUAGCUCCUCCUGCGGCAUAAAGAUCUGUCAUGGCAAUGUCUGAAGCCUCUUCCCACCUGCUGUUCACUGCUCUGAGGUCCUCCAAGAAUGUGUGAUUCCAUGUUACACAAGGACAUCCCUGUUUGUGCUUUCCUUGUAUUGGCCUCCAUGUCAUUGCAGCUCCUGGUAUGCAGCUAGGAAACCUCAUGCGGUCACAACCUCAUUAAUUGGUUGAGUCCCAGUUUGGUAUAGGAUUUCUUUGUUUGAGACCCAAUCCCUGUAACUGACUCCUAAAAUCUGUCUUAGCCAUUUUUGUUGAGCCACAUAAAAUAGCAUUUUAUAAUUCUCCAAUAGCAAAUCCUUAUGAAUUGAUAGUGUAGCUACUCAUUUUGUUAUUGUGGAAGCUAAAUUGUUUUUAUGUUGAGUGGUUGAGUGGAUGUUACUUGUCAUAAAGAAACCAAUGUUAUUCACUUCUGAAGUUGAUUCAGAGUCUGACUGUGAUGUUUCUAUUUCAGUUGUUGUGUUCUCACACCACUUUUAAUGCCCUUAUACACAAUAACAUUUGCAACAGUUUCUGAUCAAACCAGUCAUGGAUGGAGGUCAAAUUGAAAGUUUUGACUUUGUCUGAAAGCCAAUUGAUUUCUGGUCAUUUUGAUGUAUUAUUAAUAAAUCAGAUACUUCUUGAUCAAUUUUUUUUUUGUGGAUCCAAAUUGUUCAUAAUUAUAAUCAAAUUCAAUCUUACCUUUAUUUAUUUUUAAUUGUACAUUUUGACUUAGUGUUUGAAUUUGUUAGACUGCAUUAUAUUUUUAUAUUCCUUUUAUUUCGGGUAAUUUCAUCUUUUUCUGUAGAUAUUAUUUUGUUUCAUACUGUUUUGCAAGAAAAUAAAUAGAACCAUAGAUUGGGACAAACCUGUAUUUUAAAUUUUGUGAUUAAUUUUUUUUUUUUUGUGAGCUUUGAAGACAAAAAAAAAUAUGCUCCACUUUACCAAUGUAUUACUGUGCAAUAAAUAGAUUCAUUAAUUUAUUGAUUCCUUUUUUUUCUUUCAAUAAGGUGUAUAAGGCUUUUUAUUUUAACCAACUCUUAAUUCUUGUUUAUUAAUAUCUCCUUCAAAGUUUGUGUCUGACAAGUUUUUGAGCAUUUUAUUGAUGAUAUUGUAUAAUCUUUAAAAAUCACAGAUGAGGCUUGAACCGUUGUUUUUUAUUCUAAAUGGGUCCCCAAGGAGUGUGUGACAAUGCUGGCAAUAAAGGCUCUACACACUUUUGGUUAGAACCAUUAGUUUAUUAAAAGUCAACCUCUUAUUCCUCUGGCUAUCUCAUCUGUGUUAUAUCUAUACACUUAGUGGAAAUCACACUUUCUAAUGUUUAAAAAUUAUGUCCAAGCUUAUAAGGCUGAAAUAUAUUUUUAGCUUUAGUUAUUAUUUUAAAUAAAAACUUUAAUUCUGCUACUGAUAAGAAAUUUCAUAAUGGUAGUUAUUUCAUUUCGCUUUUUUUCUGAAAUAACUUCUAUUAUCUUCACCUGUAGCAUAACUCUUGGUCUAAUAAGUUUGCCAUUUAAAAUUAGACAAAUUUUUUUUUUCCAGUGCUUUAUUUGAUGUAGGCUUAAUAAAUUACUGCAAAGAUUGGAAUACAACUGGUUUCAAAAUGAAAUGACCAUCCAUAAAACUAGUUACAUCAUUUAAACUUUGGCAUUAUCAAACGCACUUAUUUCUAACAGCUGCUUUUUUUGUUUCUUUAUCGUCUAUCUUGUCUGUCCAAUGGCUAGAAAUGAGACAUAAAAAGAACAAUAAAUAUAUUGUGAAGUAAAGCGAUCAACAGUAUGAAAAAUGUUUGAUCUGAAUGACUGACUAUUCUUUUCAUCCAUUUACCAGAGACAUUGCAAGCUUCAAGUUCAUUUUCUCAUUCAUCUCUUUUUUUUUUAUGUUGGAAAGAUUUCAUAAGAAUGAAAAAAAUCAAUUAUUUGCCUAUAAAAACUAUGAAAUUAUACUUUUUUUCUGACAUCAAUGAUUUCCAUACAAAAACUAUGAAAUUAUAAUUUUUCUCCAACAUGAAUAUCUAAAUAAAAAUAUAUAUAUUCAUGGCAUUAGAACUGUUAAUUAGUUUUCAUUGCUAUGCAUUGCAUUUUAUUUCUUUCAUUAAUGUAGACUGGCAUUUUGUUUUGUUUAAACUUUCAUAACAGAAAACAAAGUCUAUACUAUACAAAAUUAACUAGUGAAAUCUUGGAUGCAGUUAAUGAUUUCAAAACUGAAAUACUAAGAGCUUUGUUCAAGCAAGUUAUUUGGACAGUUGUAAAAGCAAUUCUUUCUUUUUCUCUUCUCUAUGCAAUAAGUUUAGUUUUUAACAUGGAUGUGAUAACACUAUUUUUGUCCAAUCCAUUUUUAUUUGGGGGGGAUGGGGGAGGUUAAAGGACUUAUAUAAUGGGCUGUCAUUUAUAUUAAUUAAAUUGUUCAUUUACAUGCUUGAAAAAUGACAUAUCGGGACUGUUUAUUUGUGACAAUAUCUGGCCACUGCAACACAAUAGAAUAAUUAUAUUUUUAGCAAUAAAAAGGCAUUGUUUCUAGUCUUUGAAAUGCAAUUUUUCUUUAAAGUUUAUAAUGUCUGUUUAUACAUUUAUCUCUCAUGAACUAUUUAGAAUAAAUAUUGGUCACUUCAUAAAAUAAUAUAAUCUUAACCGAAAGAUAUUAUUUUACUAAGUUUGCCCUUUUUUUAAUUUUGUUAUUUUAUUGAUUUCAACAAAAAUUUACAUUUAAAAUGUUAUUCAUUGUAGCCUAAAUUUAUACCAUUUUGUUUGAAUGUCUUCAGAGUAAAUCUUAUUUUUCACUUCUCCUCUCAGACAAAUUGUAAACUCGAUUUUAUUAUUUCUAUUGUAUUUGGCAGCCUUGAUGACAGGUGACACACUUGUUUACACAUAAUCUUUAUUUCUACUAUAUCUGCUCACAAGUUACACAUAUAUAUUGCCAGAACCCAUGAAACUAAUUAUUUUGUUUACUGCAUUUUUGGUUUCACAUUUUAUGUGUCUUAUGUGACUCAGUUUUCUUAAAAAGACUGUCUUCAAUAUAGAAAAUUCCUUUUUUGGUUUUGUUACAUUCUUCUGCGGUAAAUUCUGCAUCUGAAUCAUGUGUCCAUUGUUAAUUGAGAGAUCUUGCAAAUAAAUCAACUUUAUUUCUUAGAAAUGAUUUUGAAAUGUAAAUUGAAUAAAACAGCGCUUUGUUCCAAACAGCUUUAAAGGAUUUUAGGAAAUGAAUCCUUUUGUUUUUAUUGUGUUAAUAUUAGGCUUCUCUUUUGAAAAAGUUGUUCUUUGUUCUGGAUAGAUGUUAACAUGUAAAUGUGUGAUAACUACUGUGUACUUUAUAUCUCAUACAAUAUUUAUAUUGUGUGUUAUUGACAAGAAAUGUACAAACAAAAUUAUAAACUAUUGUUAAAAUGUAAAAU
This is a messenger RNA of Biomphalaria glabrata, 8439 nucleotides long. RefSeq names its product WD repeat-containing protein 44-like. Gene Ontology annotation, molecular function: protein binding. Lineage: Eukaryota; Metazoa; Mollusca; Gastropoda; Planorbidae. The transcript is spliced from 23 exons. The coding region runs from base 106 to 3192 and encodes 1028 amino acids. The record is from RefSeq and is a predicted model, not a curated record.